Molecule: messenger RNA, 1020 nt
Organism: Ilyonectria robusta
Lineage: Eukaryota; Fungi; Ascomycota; Sordariomycetes; Hypocreales; Nectriaceae
Product: GRASP55/65 PDZ-like domain-containing protein
Exons: 3
Coding region: 1-1020 (339 amino acids)
Biological process (GO): Golgi organization
Cellular component (GO): Golgi apparatus
Molecular function (GO): protein binding
Source: RefSeq, a predicted model, not a curated record
AUGUUCAAUGCGCUGAAUCGCUUCAUCUCGCGCCUCGAUGGGGACACCCCGCAGCAGAGGCAACAGGAACGGGGAUCCUUUGGGUUCCAGGUGCUGCGGAACACGAACCUGGAACUGGCGGUCGAGCCCUGGUUCGACUUCAUCGUCGGAAUCAAUGGGAGACCCCUUGACAACUCGGAGCCGGCCCUGUUCUCCCAAGAAGUGAGGAACUGCGCUGGUAGUACCGUCACUCUGGGUCUAUGGAACGCAAAGGGUCAAAGAACUAGGGAAAUGCAUGUCCCCGUCCCCGUCGACACAGCGUCUCUCGGUCUCUCCCUUCAGUACUCCCCGCUCUCCCUCGCUGCCAACAUCUGGCACGUGCUCGAUGUUCCCGCCAAUUCCCCCGCCGAUGUUGCUGGCCUCCUUCCCUACAGCGACUACAUUUUGGGUAGCCCGGAGGGCCCUCUCUACGGCGAGGGCGGCCUCGGCGAGCUGGUGGAGGACUUCAUCGGCCGGCCGAUGCGAUUGUACGUUUACAACAACGAGUACAAUGUCACCAGAGAAGUCACGAUUCAGCCGAGCCGGGAUUGGGGUGGUCAGGGAGCCCUGGGGUGUGUCCUCGGGUAUGGUGCACUCCAUCGGUUACCAGCUCCUUUGAGCGAGCCCGUAGAUGCUCCUGGCGAGACAAUGUUUGACGGGGGCCUUAACGAGAAGAGUGACGGAGUCUUCGUACCCGCCGCAGCCGCCGACGUACCACCACCUCCUCCAGCGGGAGACUACCUAGUACCGGCGCAGAUGAUCGGGACAACUCCUGUGAGCGCGCCCCCGAGGAGUGGAAAGAAGAAGGAACGCCACGGUCACGGCCACAGCCCCAACAGGCUAAUGGAUGACUAUUUCAAGGAGGAGGAAGAGAAGAGCCGGAGCCUGGAUAAUGCUCCCUCAGGCAGGGCCUCGCCAAUGCCUCCACCUCCGAAGACCGGCGGUCCUCCCAGGGCCGGACCUAAGGUGGAGACGGAGAGUGGCGGAGGCGAAGAUGAAUGA